AUGGCCACCAUUGUUUCCCCUCCACAUUUCUCCCCUGUCGAAGACGCUGAAAACAUCAAGAAGGCUUGUCAAGGAUGGGGAACCGAUGAAAAGGGCAUCAUCUCGAUCCUCGGACACCGGAAUCUGUUCCAGAGGAAACUCAUCAGACAAGCUUACCAUGAGAUAUACCAUGAGGAUCUCACUCACCAGCUCAAAUCUGAGCUCUCUGGCGAUUUUGAGAGAGCUAUAUGCUUGUGGGUCUUGGAUCCUCCGGAGAGAGAUGCUCACUUGGCCAACGUGGCACUUCAAAAGACUGUUCCUGACUACAAGGUCCUUGUGGAGAUUGCCUGCAUGAGAUCCCCUGAAGAUCUAUUAGCUUCAAGACGCGCUUACCGUUCCCUCUACAAGCGUUCUCUUGAAGAAGACUUAGCCUCUCGUACCAAUGGCGACAUCAGGAGACUCUUGGUUGCAAUGGUGUCUGCUUAUAAAUAUGACGGAGAAGAGAUCGAUGAGACGCUGGCGCAAUCAGAGGCUGAGAUUCUCCAUGAUGAAAUCCUCGGUAAGGCCAUAGAUCAUGAAGAAACCAUCAGGGUGCUUAGCACAAGGAGCAGCGUCCAGCUCAGCGCGAUCUUCAACCGCUACAAGGAUCUCUAUGGCAGAUCCAUCACGAAGGAUCUCCUCAAUCACCCUACAAGUGAGUACCUAAGUGCACUACGUGCAGCCAUCAGGUGCAUCAAAAACCCUAACCGGUACUACGCAAAGGUGUUGCGUAAUGCGAUCAAUUCAGUGGGGACUGAUGAAGAUGCUCUGAGCCGUGUAAUGGUCACAAAAGCAGAGAAGGACCUGAAGCAGAUCGCUGAGCUGUAUCUCAAGAGGAACGAUGUGUCUCUCGAUCAAGCCGUAGCAAAAGAGACAUCAGGGGACUACAAGGCCUUUCUUCUAGCCUUGCUUGGACAUGGAGAAGCUUAG
This is a messenger RNA of Microthlaspi erraticum, 948 nucleotides long. NCBI's taxonomy places the organism in Eukaryota, Viridiplantae, Streptophyta, Magnoliopsida, Brassicales, Brassicaceae. The record is from the annotation of a GenBank genome assembly.